Messenger RNA from Marchantia polymorpha subsp. ruderalis, 742 nucleotides. The record is from the annotation of a GenBank genome assembly. Lineage: Eukaryota; Viridiplantae; Streptophyta; Marchantiopsida; Marchantiales; Marchantiaceae.
CGUUCCGGCGCUGUGUAACUCAACGAGUUGUCUGAGGGCUCUGGUGCAAGCCAGGCGGGAGGAGGAGGCGACCGAGGCCGGGUGCUGGAGCUGGGCAUGUCGGAAGUUGGAAACGGCUGAAGAAAAACUCUGACGGUCGUCCCGAGCAGAAGCUUGGUGCAGUUGAGUGCUGCGGCAGUAAGAUCCAUCGAACAUUGAGCUCCAACAUGUGGGGAUUGGUGAGUGUGGGUUUAGUCACCACCGGCGUCACUCUAGUGGCAGCACCAGUGGUUGUUCCGGCCCUCGUGAAAACUCUUGGAUUCACGAGUGAGGGUAUCGCCCCAGGGAGCUGGGCAGCGGGAUACAUGGCGUCGUAUGGAGGAUUAGUGGGUGCAGGUAGUACCUGCGCUGUUCUUCAGAGUAUUGGAGUGACGGGCACUUUGGCAGGGGCUGGUGUGCUGGCCGCAGUGGGAGUAGCUGCAGCUGGAUUGGGAGUCGUCAUCGAGCGCGUCCAACCUCAAUAGCUCUCAUUGCUUCACUGCUUCUAAACGUAAUUUGCUUGGGAGAAACGAUUGAACUAAGUGGAUGAUUCCUUCGUGUUUCAUAACUCGACCACUAUAAUCCUUGUAUGUUGUCAAUUCGCCAUUGAGGAGAAACAUAACAUUCAGUUUUGAACGGAUGAGCAGAGGAGUGCUUUAAAACAUGAACGUGAAUUUCCUUCAAGGAAGCAUCGAUGCAAAUGGCUUAAUUAUCUGAAUGAAAC